UGGUUCAAUGCAUUAAUAGCAGCGUUACAGCAGUCACUGGGCGGUGGUAACAAGAGGGACGUGGCAAAAUGGCGAGACGGAGGAUCACACAGGACACCUUUGAUGCUGUCGUUAAAGAAAACAUCGAGGAAUUUGAGAUGGAUGCUGAUGAGGCUCUUAGAGAAGCUGUGGAGCAGUUUGAGUCUCAAGGUGUGGACCUCAGUUGUAUAGUUAAAGUUGUACCGAAUAUAUUAUCAGAUGAAAAACAAGAGGAGCAAACUCAUGAAGUCUUGCAGGCCUUGGAUUCUCUUCGAGUCAGAAAUGACUCUUCCAGCUCCACUGAAAGGGAUAUGAUGGUCAACCUCAAAUGCUUUACUCAGCAAUGCUCCCUUGGAUUUGCCCAGAGAUACCUGGCUGCCCAAAAAGAUGCCUACGCCACCAUUCUCUCAUGCUGCAAAAACAGUGUGGAGGAACGGGAAGCUCUACUGGCCUCCUUAUCUGCUCUUGCUGCACUGACUGAUGGACAACCAGACCUGUUAGACCCAGAGGGCAAGGACCUACUUUUGCUUAUCCUAAACAAGUACCAGACAGAUGACUCUGUGAUGUGUGUAGGGGUUCGCACAGUACACCACUGUUGUUUGAAGCAUGAGCAGAACAGGCAGGAUUUGGUAAAAGCUGGAGUCCUGCCACUUCUUACUGGAGCCCUGGCACAGCGCAGUGGAUGUGCCGAGCUGGUCAAAGAGGCCUGUGCUGCCCUCAGGGUCAUGACCUUUGAUGAUGAUGUCAGAGUCCCAUUUGGGCAUGCUCAUGAACAUGCCAAGAUGAUAGUUCUGGAACACAAUGGCCUGAAAGUUAUUAUUGAGGCUGCGAAAGCUCACAAGGAUAAUAUUUCCAUCCUUAGUGAGCUAUGUGCAACAUUGUCUCGUCUGGCUGUAAGGAAUGAGUUCUGUCAAGACAUCUGUGACCUGGGAGGAUUAAAAUUCAUGAUGACUCUGCUUGCAGACAGCUUUGAAUCACAGGAUUUAGUUCGCCAGGUGUUGAGUGCUAUACGGGCUGUCGCAGGAAAUGAUGAUGUAAAAGAUGCUGUUGUGAAUGCAGGCGGAGUCCAGCUCAUUAUCAUUGCCAUGAACAGGCAUAUGAGCAACGCUCAUGUGUGUGAACAGGGCUGUGCUUGUCUCUGUGUACUUGCUCUGCGUAAACCCAACAACUGCAAAGUCAUCAUGGAGACCGGUGGUGCCUUGGCUGCCAUGCAGGCUAUGAAGGCACAUCCCAAUGAUUUCAAUUUACAGAAACAGGCGUGUAUGCUGUUGAGAAACCUAGUGUCUCGCAUGCGUAACUUCAGCCAACCUAUCUUGGAAAUGGGAGCAGAGGCCCUGAUAACCCAGGCACUUCAAACCCAUCAAGACUGUGGGGAUGUGGGUAGGGCAGCCCUUAGAGACCUUGGCUGUCAAGUUGAACUACGCGAGCUGUGGACAGGGAAAAAGGGCAGUCUCAGCAACUGAGUGCAGACCACCAUAAUAAUGGAGUAUGCUGCUGAAGAGCAUACUUGUUUGUCUUGCUCCAAAUCAAUAGGGGUUUGGACAGAAUGAAACGUCUUAAAUUGUAAUUUAUGAUGUUCAUAUGUGUAUUUAUGUGGAGAAAAUGUGAUGUUUUCAUUUGAUAUGCUGCAUAUUUUGAAAUUUGCCUUCGUCCUUUCAUAAGGAUGGUUGAAUAAGAUCUACUGUUGUUGUGCUAAACAUCCAAGGUUUUAAAGAAAUAUUGCAUGCACACGGCUACUGAGCCCUAACCACCACCCAUGGAAACGCUUAAGUGGCAUGAACCCCACCCAGUAAGCUUGGUGGUUUUAGUGUACCUUAAAACCAAUUGAAUGAGGUCAUUCAAUUGGUUUUAAGGGGCAGCACGGUGUCCCAGUGGUUAGCACUGUUGCAUCACAGCAAGAAGGUCCUGGGUUCGAACCCCAGGCUGUCCCAGAUCCUUUCUGUGUGGAGUUUGCAUGUUCUCCCCAUGUCUAUGUGAGUUUACUCCGGGUGCCCUGGUUUCCUCCCACCAUCAAAAAAACGUUCAUCCAUCCAGCCAUUCGUGUUAGGGGUACUACUCCUGUCUGUGCCCCUGACCAAGGCAAUGGAAAGAAGAGCUGGAGUUGCUGCAGACGCUCACGCACUGCUCCUAUACAACAGGAUGCAGAAAACAUUCAUUGUAACAAUACAGUUCGUUGUAAGAACACUAUGACAAAAUAAAGUG
This is a messenger RNA of Lampris incognitus (smalleye Pacific opah), 2220 nucleotides long. It is a transcript of the gene armc6, whose product is annotated as armadillo repeat containing 6. The record is from RefSeq and is a predicted model, not a curated record. The coding region runs from base 69 to 1481 and encodes 470 amino acids. The transcript is spliced from 8 exons. NCBI's taxonomy places the organism in Eukaryota, Metazoa, Chordata, Actinopteri, Lampriformes, Lampridae. Gene Ontology annotation, molecular function: protein binding. Gene Ontology annotation, biological process: hematopoietic progenitor cell differentiation.